GCCUAAACGUUUAUUCUGAAACGUCUCGUACCGGAAGAACUUGCUGAGCGGAGCCACCGGUUUUCACUUCCUGGAUGUACCUUGCUAACGCUGGUGCACGAUGAUAAUACAUACUUUACUGGGCUUAUUUUCCACGUACCUGUUAGCGGACAGCUUUAACAUCGAGGAUAACGCCGGGCAGUUCUUCAGCAGUGGUCAUACUAACAACUGGGCUGUUCUGGUGUGUACAUCCAGAUUCUGGUUCAACUACCGUCAUGUGGCCAAUACUCUGUCUGUGUACAGAAGUGUUAAGAGGCUGGGCAUCCCUGACAGCCACAUUGUUCUGAUGCUGGCUGAUGAUAUGGCUUGUAACCACAGAAACCCGAAACCUGCCACAGUUUUUAGCCACAAGAACAUGGAGCUGAAUGUGUAUGGUGACGAUGUGGAGGUUGACUACCGAGGAUAUGAGGUAACAGUGGAGAACUUCCUGCGAGUUUUGACUGGAAGGCUUCCACCCAGCACUCCACGCUCCAAACGCCUCCUCUCUGAUGACCGAAGCAACAUCCUCAUAUACUUGACAGGCCAUGGAGGGAAUGGUUUUCUGAAGUUCCAGGACUCUGAGGAGAUUAGUAAUGUGGAACUGGCUGAUGCUUUUGAGCAGAUGUGGCAGAAAAGAAGGUACAAUGAGCUGCUCUUCAUCAUUGACACUUGUCAGGGGGCCUCCAUGUAUGAGAAAUUCUACUCUCCGAACCUCAUGGCUUUGGCCAGUAGUCAAGUUGGAGAAGACUCCCUGUCGCACCAGCCAGAUUUGGCCAUAGGAGUCCAUUUGAUGGACCGUUACACCUUCUACCUACUGGAGUUCCUGGAAGACAUUCAUCCUGCAAGCAAAACCAACAUGAAUGACCUGUUCAGAGUGUGUCCCAAGAGUCAAUGUGUGUCCACUCCGGGCCACCGUACUGACCUGUUCCUUAGGGACCCAGGAAGUGUACUCAUCACGGAUUUCUUUGGGAGCGUCCGCAAAGUGGAGAUCACCAUGGAAACCAUCAACUUGACCGAUCCCAUCAAACAAUUGGAGGAGAAUCCUGUGAAUGGAGAGCUGCAAAAAGAGACGUACUCGUAUGCGGACCAGCUGCCAGUAUCUGAGAUCAUCCAUCAGAAACCAAAGCAGAAAGACUGGCAUCCUCCGGAUGGCUUCAUCCUGGGCCUGUGGACUCUAAUCCUCCUGGUGUUUUUCAAGACGUACGGCAUCAAGCACCUCAAACACAUCUUCUGAGGCCUAAGCAUUUACGCUGCUGGAUAUCCAAAGACGUGAAGCUGCAGACCAGGAGCUUCUACGAAAGGGAUCUUAGAAGGAAAGUGCAGUUUGUGACAGGCUUGUUUUCCUAAAAAUAGAAAGAAGAUGUAUGGCACCACAACUGCUUGUCCAGAUACUGUGUGAUGAUAUUGGUGCCUUUUUUUUAUUUUGGGAUGAUUGUUCUCUACUGAUGAAAUGUAAACAUUUGUGUAUUAUUUUAGAUGCGACAAGGAAGAAGGGAGAAAUACUUAAAAUGCCCCUACUUUGCAAGGGCAUACCACUAGCGGUACUGUCAUUAUAAACAGAUUUCUUAACUGUGUCUUUUACAAAAUGACUUCCACUUAUUUAUUUUAUGUGUCAAAAGUUCUGUUUUGUCAAGCCAUUCCAUAAUUCUGUUGAUUUGGUUAUAAAUGCACUGAAUUGAGUUUGGUGAUAAGACUUUAAUUUAUUUUCAAGGGUGCGCUGCUCUGCAUAUUUCAGCAGAGCCUUUUUGUUUAAGUGCUACUCAGAGCAUCAUCUCGGUCAAAAAGGAAAAUGUGGGACGAGGGAAGGCUGAUUUGCUGUGAGUGGGCUGUGGAGAGAUUACUAUUUAAUGUCUCCCCUGUCCAUAUACAUUACACCCCUGGAACGUCAUAUCACGCCUAUGAAGGAUAACAAUCGCACAUAAUCCCAUUUUGCAUGAUGGACCCAUCCAAUUUCCCAUUCACCAAAUUGCCCUCCCAGUGGAAACAACCAUUAGCUACCCAGCCCUGUACUCCGCUGAUUGUAUUCUGGGUGAUGGACAGCCAUUUCCGUGGCCACUCUGCGUCUUGUGCUACGGCAGUGAUAAGUGAGUAAAGUGAUAACCUAGUAAGUCGCCAGCCGUCCCAAAUGAAUCUCCUCUAUGCUGGGAUGUGUUUUCCUCCAUCUUUCUCUGCCUUUCUCUCCCCGUGUAACUACUCUGCAUUAAGCUCAUUGUUGGGGGGAAUGACUGAUGCUCAAAGCAUAUGGAUUGAACCAGCGGUAGUUUAUCUUUGCUCCUUGGCGUGAAGGCCCGCCCAUUGACUGCCACUCUCCCUUGCGGCUAAAUAGAUGGAGUUGGAAAUGAAACCAUCUGUACUAUAAGGCAGCUGCUGUGUCAGCCACCAUGUACCUUUUCUUACAUUUUAUUUAUGCAACAUUUAUUUUCUCUUCCUUUUUCCUCCGUUUCUUAUUUCCUGUAAUCUCAUCCCUCCUGCUCCCCUUUCAGAGACUGCAAGCACAUUUUAUUUCCUCAAUUGGUAGGAUUUUUGAUGUUCUGAAUAAAGACGAAAUACAGAAUCAAAGGAAUACA
Molecule: messenger RNA, 2585 nt
Organism: Xiphias gladius (swordfish)
Lineage: Eukaryota; Metazoa; Chordata; Actinopteri; Istiophoriformes; Xiphiidae
Gene: pigk
Product: phosphatidylinositol glycan anchor biosynthesis, class K
Exons: 11
Coding region: 101-1252 (383 amino acids)
Biological process (GO): proteolysis; protein localization to cell surface; attachment of GPI anchor to protein
Cellular component (GO): GPI-anchor transamidase complex
Molecular function (GO): GPI-anchor transamidase activity
Source: RefSeq, a predicted model, not a curated record